AUGGAUGUAGACGCCAAGUACCGCCAGGCCUCCCUCUAUGUGGGUGACCUCCCUCCAGAUGUCACCGAGAACAUGCUGUUCAUGAAGUUCAGCACCGUGGGAACCGUGCUGUCCAUCCGCAUCUGCAGGGACCUGGCCACCCGCUGCUCCCUGGGCUAUGCAUAUGUGAACUUCCUGCAUGUGGCUGAUGCCCAGAGGGCCCUGGACACCAUGAACUUCGACGUGAUACAAGGCAAACCCAUCAGGCUCAUGUGGUCUCAACGUGACGCCUACUUAAGGAAAUCUGGAAUCGGGAACGUGUUCAUCAAGAAUCUGGACAAAUCCAUUGAUAACAAAACGCUUUAUGAACAUUUUUCAGUGUUUGGGAAGAUCCUGUCCUCUAAGGUGAUGUGUGAUGAUCAGGGCUCCAUGGGCUAUGGAUUUGUGCACUUUCAGAACCAGGCUGCGGCAGACAGGGCCAUUGACGAGAUGAAUGGGAGGCUGCUUAAGGACUGUAGGCUCUUCGUUGGCCCAUUUAAAAACCGCAAAGAUCGGGAAGCUGAGCUCCAAAAUAAAGCCAAUGAAUUCACCAAUAUCUACAUCAAGAACUUUGGAGAUGAGAUGAAUGAUGAGAAACUGAAGGAAUUUUUCAGCCAUUAUGGCAAAAUCGUGAGUGUUAAGGUGAUGACAGAUUCCAGUGGGAAAUCCAAAGGCUUUGGCUUUGUGAGUUUCGAUACCCAUGAGGCUGCCAAAAGGGCUGUGGACAUAGUGAAUGGGAGGGAAUUAUUCGGACAGCAGGUAUUUGUAGGCCGGGCACAAAAGAAAGCAGAGCGACAAGCUGAGUUAAAGCAAUUGUUUGAGCAGCGGAAACAGGAAAGAUUUUGGCGGUUCAGGGGGUUGAAGCUCUAUGUUAAGAACCUCGAUGAGACCAUUGAUGAAGAAAAACUACGGAAAGAAUUUUCUUCUUUUGGAUCAGUUAUCAGAGUUAAGAUAAUGCAGGAACAAGGACGAAGCAGAGGGUUUGGCUUGAUCUGCUUCUCCUCUCCAGAGGAGGCUGCUAGAGCAAUGGCUGAGAUGAAUGGGCGCAUGUUGGGCUCCAAGCCAAUUAACAUCGCCCUGGCCCAGAGGGCCUAG
This is a messenger RNA of Eptesicus fuscus (big brown bat), 1113 nucleotides long. It is a transcript of the gene PABPC4L, whose product is annotated as poly(A) binding protein cytoplasmic 4 like. Gene Ontology annotation, molecular function: poly(A) binding; poly(U) RNA binding; mRNA 3'-UTR binding. The record is from RefSeq and is a predicted model, not a curated record. The transcript has a single exon. The coding region runs from base 1 to 1113 and encodes 370 amino acids. Gene Ontology annotation, cellular component: ribonucleoprotein complex; nucleus; cytosol. Lineage: Eukaryota; Metazoa; Chordata; Mammalia; Chiroptera; Vespertilionidae.